GGGUUUGAGCGUGCAUAGCAUUCUGGCGUGAUAAAAAGAGGAGGAAAAGGUUUGGAAAAAAAUAUAAAUUAAACAAAAUGAAUCAGGAAAAAAAAGAAGAAGCUAAUACCUCCUUUAAUAAAAAAAAUUCCGAAGUAGAAUUUUUUACGCCCAAAUCAAAUUUAGCCCAUGAGUGUGUUAGCAGAAAUGCAGCAUUUGACAAUUUACACAAAUAUGUCAAUACGAAUGUUACAAAAGAUAGGCUAAAGAAACGAAAGGGACAUUCGAAAAGUUGUGCUCCUGCUGUGAAAAGGAAAAAUGUCCCCUCAAAGGAAAAGAACAAAGAAUGCUCCAUUUUAAAUUAUUUAACCGGAUUUAACAAUGCGAAAAAUAUUUUCUUUAAAAACGCCAAUACAGAUGGUGCAAAAAGGAAAGGAGAGAUCCCCCCGAAAGACAGCACAAUUAAAAAAAUAAAGGAAAAGAUAUCAGGCGUAAAAAAAAAUAAAAGCGCCAAAAAAAGAAUUUUUUCCGAAAGUUCAACAAACAUAUUGAGGUACUUUAAAAAUGUCGAUACAAAUAGCAAAGAAAAAACGGAACUUCCUACCCAGUGUGGUACAGAUAAAAAGGCACAAAAUAGUUUAGAUGAUAAAACGUUUAGAGAUGCUAACAGCAAAUUAUAUGCCCAUGGAAAUGGUGGGAAGAGUGCUGACGCACAUAACGAUAUGUAUUACGGCGAAAAUAAUGUGCACUCAGAAGAGGGGGGAAACCGAAAAAGAGUUAGGAGUGUAAAUUACGAAAACAAAAUGUCAAACGAAGAGAAAAUGCAAUAUGAUCAUGUUCAAAAUAAUGUUAACUUAGAUUGUAACGACGAGGAAUAUUUGCAAACUGCUUAUCUAUAUUGUAAGAAAUAUUUCCUGUACCGUAAAAUGGAAUUCCUCAGCAAGUAUUUGUUUUACCGUCAGAAGAGCAUAAAAAAUUUUAUUUUCCUAAUUGAAGCCCUAUUUUUGCGAAAAAAACACACAGAUUUGUUGGACAUGCUGAGGCGUUACAAACGGUUGUGGAUAUUUUCUUGCAAAGGUGUAAAGGCAAAGGGGGCAGCGGAAAAAAAGAACAAUGCGCGGCACAAAGUCGAAAGUGGGGACAUUUCAACGAAGGGAAAUAAUUCCAAAUGUGGAAAAAAUUGCACUCAAUUGAUUUAUCAUAAAUGCAGAAGGAGUACAUUUUAUAUGGCUGCUUUGCAAAAUGGCCCAAACCCCCCUACAGGGGAAAGCGGCGACUUGGAGAAUAGCAACGUUUGCAACAUUAAACAUAGGCAAGUACACAAAUUUAAAAAAAAAAAAAAAAAAACGCAUACACACAAAAUGUGUAACACGGAAUUGCUUUGCAAACAUAAAAAUUUUUGUGAAGUAAAUAAUUCCAUUGGGGGCGUCAUAAACGGGGGGAAAACAUGUAACAGGAAAACUUGCAAUAAAAUAUACUGCAUAUGCUAUGUCGCGUUCGUAAAAAUUAUGUCGCUCAUCAGAAUGAAAAAUCAGAACUGCUUAAACAAAUGCGUAAAUUUUAUACAAAAAAUAAGUAAAAAAUGCUUACUGAGUAAAAAUGGCCAUUAUUUAACCCAUGCAGUUAUUCACUUGUACGAAUUAGCAGGUUUGUACAAUUCCGCCCUGAAAUAUUCAAUGCUGCUAUUUUUGAAGUGUCCUGUGUAUCCCCAAAUUAUUCUGAAGCUCUUCAGUUUUUCCAUCCUAAGCUUAAAAGUUGAAAUUUAUUUAAUUUUACUAGCCAAGUAUUGUAAGAGCAUUUCCUGGAUAAAAUAUUUCCUCCUCUUCAUUUUGUACUCAGUGAAUUACCAGUUUCGCAACAAAAAAACCGUUAGCAAUUUUCUCUUCCUCCUUGAUGGCGUCACAAAGGGGGGAACAAACAUUGAAAAAAGGGGAAAAACGAACAAUGUGGAAAGAAAAAAUGCCACAAAAAAAGCGGAAAAAAAUCGCACCAAAAGUGCCCACAACGAAUGCUCCCCCAGAGGGGAAAAUUGGAUGCGCGGUUUUACACCUGAUGAACAGGGAGAAAAAGCGCUCCGCGAAAAAAGUGACCACAACGAAAUGGGGGGGAAAAUUAAACAAAAGAUGUGGGUUCAAAGUAGAAAAGUCCCCAUGCAGCGGAUUUGCCAACUCAUCCACGACAGUGAAGGGAACAAUAGGGGCGAAUGUAGCGAAGGGAGUGAAUGCGGAGGGGGGGGGAAAAGAAAACACGUUGACCUCCCACAAUAUAUAAAAAAACAUUCGAGUAAACAAAACUUUCACAAAUAUAACGAGAACAGCAAUGUACACAUUUGCAAAAAAAUAACACUGUACAACUCUUUAUAUAGCAAAGUGACAUUGUACGAUGCGUAUGUGUACAUUACGCAAAAUAAAUUUUCAGAUUAUUUUCCAAAAUUUUUCCUAUAUUCGAAAUUGCACAUAAUAAUAAAUAUCAAAAGAAGUUUUUAUGAACAAAAUUUCCCCAUGUGUUAUAGUUUAUGUAAACUGUUAUUAAUGGAUCAUACGUAUGACUCAUCAGUAGUAGCAUUUUUUGUAAACUCUGCUUACUUAUUAAAAAAGGUUGGCGCUAUAAAACGACUGGCUCAAGAAUUAAAAACAAACAAUCGAAGAAUUUAUUUCCUCUUCUGCAAUGCAGCUUUGUUGUUACAUUUUAAGCAAAUCGAACGAUCUAUUCAAAUAUAUAAAUAUAUCGUGGACUCAUAUCAAAACGUUUUUUCAGAUCUCUAUUUUUAUUCUUUGUUUAAUUUAAUAUAUGCCCUACAAUUAACACAAAAGGCGCAUCAAAUUGUUAUUUUUUGUAAAAAUUUAAAUAAGCUAUUUUUUAAUAAUAUACAUUCUUAUAUACUACUAUCAUACUACUACUUUGUAAAUGACAUUCCCACCAAGUGUUACGCCUCCCUUAGGAGGGCUCAUCACAUAUAUCGAUACCACCCUGAUACGUUUUACCUUCUUGCCUUACUCGCGCUACAGGCUAAAAGGUAUGAAGAAUACUGCGCCUUUAGCGAACUGGCUCUUUUUUUCAGUUUAAGGAACCGAAAUCUCAGAAACUACGUUUUUUCCAACAUUUAUGAAAAGCAACAUGAGUACGUUCCCUCUUAUUUGUUAAACUACCAUUUGGAAAUAAACCAUUUCGACAGAAGCAAAACUUUGGGGGUCCCCAAUUUAAGCUCCCUCUUGAAUUACGUGUACUUUGAGGGGUUAAUAAAAUCUUACAUCAUACUUCACUUUUGUUCGGCGAAAAGGUAUGCAGAAAGAGCGCAGGAAAGCUCGCGCUCAAUCGAGCUGACACUGCUACAAAGAAACUACAUCCAUGUUUCAUUGAAAAAAAUUGGGAAAAAAAACGCCUUCUUUUUUAGGUCCCAUAUAAACUAUAUCAUGUUGGGUAAAAACCUGGGCAUCAUAGCUGCACAGUUUUUCCCAAAUGAUUUAGGCCUAUUACAUAGUAAGGGGGAAAGGGCAAUAGUGCAAAAUGCAAAGGUUUUGAAAUAUAUCGAUGACGCUAGACGAAAGGAGAGAAAGAAGAAGAAGGAGGAGGGAAAAAAAAAAAAAGCCCAAAUUUUGCAUUAA
Molecule: messenger RNA, 3584 nt
Organism: Plasmodium vivax (malaria parasite P. vivax)
Lineage: Eukaryota; Apicomplexa; Aconoidasida; Haemosporida; Plasmodiidae
Exons: 4
Coding region: 78-3584 (1168 amino acids)
Source: RefSeq, a predicted model, not a curated record